UAUAGUCUGUUAUUUAUGGGACUUACAUUUCUAUUUUCUUUUCAUCUUUUGCAGCUUUUUGGCCCUCACAUAGACUUAAAUUACGGUAGCUGUACGGUAGGAAAUACGACAUACUUCCACGGCGAAACAUUCAAAUUGGAUUGCCGAACACAAUGCGUUUGUCAGAACGGAAGGCACGCAUGUUCGACCCUCUGCCCACACGAGAAUCUGCCCCCGCCCAACGAUACGGCAAUCUGCGUCGGGGCCAGGCUGGUGGAGCUUCCGGAUCACUGCUGCCGGGUGUGGCUAUGCGAACAGCCCACCACCGACGUGAACGCAACCUGCUACAAUUCGUCCACAACGCUGUGGUCAACGUGUUCGCAGAGCUGCGGAAUCGGAAUCUCGACCAGGAACAUAACCACGACGCCCGGUUGCCAGCGGCUCAGCACGGUCAGGCUCUGCGAGAACCACAAAUGCAACCGACAGGACAAUAGCUACUACAGUGGCAUCGUUAAUGAUUACGGCGACAACGGCGGGGAAGUCCUGACGGUUGUGGGGGAUGGCCGCCGCGAUAUCAGUGACAGUAGCAGCAGCAGUAGCAGCAAAAAGUACAACCAGGACGACCGCUAUCCUGUUGCUAAUAGUUUGCUGCUACUAAGCGAGCCGGAGCACCGUAGGAGGAGAGGACACCAGUGCCGGAGCAUUCAGCGGACGUCCUCCUCUCGGCUUCGGUUGGGCCCUUGCGUCUCACGGAAGCUGUACCGGCCGAAGAGUUGCGGCCACUGUCAGGACGCAAACAUGUGCUGUGUGCCUUCAAUUGCAACAACCAUUCAGGUUGAGCUCCUCUGCCCGCUUAAUUCGGGUGACCCGUUCGAGUUCAUCGAGCACGGGUACGAUCUGUGGGAUAGCGCAUCCAUCGAUCCGCUGGACCAGGAGAUGCUGCAGUCCCGACAGAUCCAGAUCGAGAACAAGUUUGUCGACGUGCAGUGGGUGCUGAAGUGUGAAUGUGGACCAAAAAGCAAAAGUUGCCGCCCCGAGAGGAAGGCACCUGAUCCUUUGGUAGUGAUUGGCAACGCUAGAAAUGCCAACAACCGCGAGGACACGAACAUCAUCAACAGCAGCAGCAUCAGCAACAACAAUUCGAUCGACGACGAGAAUGACGCUAACGAUGAAGUGGGUUCGUCGUCGCAGAGCAAACAUCAGAAACAGCAUCACCAUCAGCACCACCACCACCGUCGUCAGCAUCAUCACCGGCAGCGGAAAAGCAACCAGCAUCACAGCAGUGAUGGUGGCGAACUUUUGAAACGGGUUCAUCGAACAUAAUAAAUUGACCCUUUGCACCUAGCCGCGCGUCGCCGGAUUCCUCCCUAGUUUCCUCUCCCUUGGGUUGGUCUCGCACCUAGUUAGAGAGAUACGCACAGGGUGGGGCAGCACGCGGAAGGAGGAGGCCGUGGCGAGGGCGACAUAACUGGAAAUCUGACCAACAACGGAAUGAGCUAUGCUUGUAGGAACGGAGAAUGUUUGUGCGAUACUUCCGGCCAACAGCGAGGCCGGAAAGUUGUGAAUGUGAAAGUGUUGCGCGCGCGAUUCGUCGACGAGUUGGAUCGUCGGUCGUCAUGCGACAAUUGAAUAUAUCGAAUUCAAGCAAAAUCAGACUUUAUUUCGCGGGUGCGGUAGUGAAGUGCACACACACAAUUUGAUUAGAUUUUCCGAAAACGACCGAACACGUUUGAGCGAACGGUGAACAAAAUACACAUCACUGAAGUGACUUAUAUAUCUAUACAUAUUGUGAAGGAUAUCCGUGUCCGACAUAUGAUUGAAUAGAGAGCUAGCCAAACUGGGA
Molecule: messenger RNA, 1822 nt
Organism: Aedes albopictus (Asian tiger mosquito)
Lineage: Eukaryota; Metazoa; Arthropoda; Insecta; Diptera; Culicidae
Gene: Ccn
Exons: 7
Coding region: 16-1302 (428 amino acids)
Biological process (GO): cell adhesion; signal transduction
Cellular component (GO): extracellular matrix
Molecular function (GO): integrin binding; heparin binding
Source: RefSeq, a predicted model, not a curated record